CUCGUUCACGCGAUCAGUGCUUCAAAAUCAAGAUGGCUGCCCACAGUGCUGUGCUCUCGAUGUCCAAAAUUAUUAAUCCUUUCUGGGGUGGACGCCUUGGAAAUACGGUUAAAGUAUUUGGAACAACUCUGACAAGUCACAGGAAUACGAGCUCGCGUUAUGGAGACAACAUUCCCCCUCCUGCAAAGUAUGGAGGCAGACACACUGUGACCUUCAUACCUGGAGAUGGAAUCGGCCCAGAGCUGAUGAAUCAUGUCAGAGAGGUUUUCAGGUUCAGCUGUGUCCCUGUGGACUUUGAGGUGGUGAAUGUCAACUCUGCUUUGGAGACUGAGGAUGAUAUCAACAAUGCCAUCACUGCCAUUCGCCGUAAUGGAGUUGCCCUCAAAGGUAACAUAGAAACCAUACAUACCAUGCCGCCAUCUGUCAAAUCCAGAAAUAAUCUCCUACGCACAAGCUUAGACCUGUAUGCCAAUGUCAUGCACUGCCAGUCCCUCCCCGGAGUCCAGACUCGCCACAAGAACAUUGACAUCAUGAUCAUCAGGGAGAACACGGAGGGCGAGUACAGCAGUCUGGAGCACGAGAGUGUAUCAGGGGUGGUGGAGUGUCUUAAGAUCAUCACCAGGAACAAUUCCCUCAGGAUCGCCGAAUAUGCCUUCCGACUGGCCCGGGACAAAGGUCGUAGCAGGGUCACCGCCGUACACAAGGCUAACAUCAUGAAGCUUGGUGAUGGCUUGUUCCUGCAGUGUUGCAGAGAAGUGGCCUCUGGUUACCCAGACAUCACAUUCGACAGCAUGAUUGUUGACAACACCACCAUGCAGCUGGUGUCCGACCCUCAGCAGUUUGAUGUGAUGGUGAUGCCCAAUCUGUACGGGAACGUGGUGAGCAACGUGUGUGCAGGCCUGGUGGGAGGGCCUGGCCUCGUGCCCGGAGCCAACCUGGGCCGUGACUAUGCCGUCUUUGAAACGGCUACAAGGAACACAGGGAAGAGUAUUGCAGGAAAGAACAUUGCUAACCCCACCGCCAUGCUGCUAGCCGGCUGCAUGAUGCUGGACUACCUUAAGCUUUAUGACUACGCAACAAUGAUCCGAAAUGCAAUCCUCACCACCAUGAAUGAAACCAGGUUGCACACGGCUGAUAUUGGGGGUCAGGGCACCACGUCAGAGGUGGUCCAGUCCAUCAUGAGGAACAUCCAGAGUAAAGGCUCGCUCACAGCUGAGCGUUAAACACACACACACACACACACACACACUCCUUAGAGGUGUGAGUUUGUUACAGGUUAACCAUGCAUGUCUGUUUCCAUAGCAUCGGGUCUUAUCGCUGACAUUAGAACAUUUUCUUUUGUAUUUGUUCUCACGGCUUACUUACCUUUAAGACACAGUUUGUAUGUUUCACAUAUAAUAAUGACCUUCACGAGACAGAUUUAAAAACUGUUUACUUUUCAUAAAAUAUCAGUAUCACAACUAUUAGAUGAUGAAUCCUGCUGUAAGGAUAUUUCCUGAGUUCAUCAGGUUCAUUCGGAGGGAAAUCUGUGUUCUUAAAAAUUGUUAUGAAAUAUGAAAAUACCUCUUUUGCUGUAUGUCAAUGGCCUGACAUGUUGGGGUCAGACAUUUAAAAUAACCUCGUAUGCAUUGUGCACUCUGCUUUCUUCAAAAUGGAUCAUUAUUUAUUUUAAAAAUGACAACUAUGAUACAGCCUUUUCAGUCAACCAAAAUGUGCUAUGUUCAUGUAACGCCUUACCUUUUCUUUGUACUGCGGUAACUUAAACGUCAAGUUGCCUAUAAUGUACUUUUGUAUGUGUUCACAUCAGAUCAACUGCACUAUAAACAUGGUGACGUAGAUAUUUCAUAUAUACUGUAUCGGAUGAGGUGUACAUCAAGUAAAGCAAGUUUCAAUAAUAUCUCAAAAAUAUGCUGUUGUCUUUAAGUCUUCAAAGGCAAAAGCUCUUAAAGCCUGAUGUGAAAAACUGGUUACAUUAUAAUGUAUCUGUGGGUGAGUAUGUAUGUAUGUAUGUAUGUAUGUGUGUGUGUAUGUAUAGAUAAAAUAUAUAUAUAUAAACACAUACUGUAUAACAUGAUUGUUAUCAAUAAAGAAAUAAUCUAC
Messenger RNA from Cottoperca gobio, 2100 nucleotides. RefSeq names its product isocitrate dehydrogenase (NAD(+)) 3 non-catalytic subunit gamma (gene idh3g). The coding region runs from base 33 to 1223 and encodes 396 amino acids. Gene Ontology annotation, biological process: isocitrate metabolic process; tricarboxylic acid cycle. The transcript is spliced from 13 exons. Gene Ontology annotation, cellular component: mitochondrion. Gene Ontology annotation, molecular function: oxidoreductase activity, acting on the CH-OH group of donors, NAD or NADP as acceptor; NAD binding; magnesium ion binding. The record is from RefSeq and is a predicted model, not a curated record. NCBI's taxonomy places the organism in Eukaryota, Metazoa, Chordata, Actinopteri, Perciformes, Bovichtidae.